AUGAUCCGUCGGCAACUAAGUAACCCUGAUUUCCUUCUUGUCGAUGAUCAACAUGAUGAUGAUCUUAUGAACGAUGAAGAAUUGAUGAUUAGGACAUUAGUGUUGGGGUCUUCGGAGCCUGAAGCUGAACCGGUGUUUAGUCUCCAACUAUCCUUUGAUGAUGUCUCCAGAAGCUGUGACGGCCUCAUGUGCAUCUACAAUUUUCAGAGAUCUAUACUUAUGGUCAAUCCCAGCACAAGAUGGAUGCGAGAAGUUCCUCCAGCAAGUCUUCAAGAACGUACUUUCCAAAGGUAUGAUCGUAAAUACGAACCUAACUUGUUAGGCUUUGGGAAAGACAUAUGCACGAAAACAUACAAGUUGGUUUGGUUGUGCAAUUCAUUGCAAAUAGAUCCACCAACUACUUGUGAAGUUUUUGAUUUUAACAUCGAUACAUGGAGGCAUGUGGAAUCUUCUCCCUACCGGAUUCUUGUUGAUCAUAAUCCUACAUACGUAGAUGGGUCUCUGAACUGGUUCAUCUCCAAGAGCAGUACCGAGAUUAAUGUAAUAUCUUUUGAUUGCCACACCGAGAUUUUUCAAGAGAUUUCAGGAUAUCCACUUACUCAAGAAGAUGAAACUCAGAUCAUCAUGUGCAAUCUGAACAAUCGUCUGUGUGUAUCAGAAAAGAAGUGGCCAACACAAGACAUAUGGACAUUAAAUUGUUCAAACAUGAUGACAUGGGAGAAGAUGUAUUCACUAGAUCUAUCUUCUUGUCCUGAUGGCUUGCUAAGCGGUGAGAGGCGGCCAAUAGCUGGACCACUCGCAAUUCUGAAUAAUAAGAAGCUAUUGCUUUUUGAUGAGCAUGGACCGCAUGGUUAUAAUCCAAAUGUUGUGAUGUAUGACUUGGAAACAAGAUCAUAUUCCCUAUGUUUCGAUGCAGAAUCUGUGAUACUGGUAACUCCUUAUUUUCAAACUUUAAUCACAAUCCCUUAA
Messenger RNA from Thlaspi arvense, 969 nucleotides. Lineage: Eukaryota; Viridiplantae; Streptophyta; Magnoliopsida; Brassicales; Brassicaceae. The record is from the annotation of a GenBank genome assembly.